ACGCCGUAGGAGCCAAAAACAUCACAUCAAGAAGAAGCUGGAUGCCAAUCGAUCAAACACGGAGAAUUCUAGAAACAAAAAAGUAUGAGAGCGAAAGAGAAGGACGAACACAGUAGUCCAAUCCAAUACAAUUCCAACGGCUAACGAUAUUAUCCACACGACACCAAUAUUUUUUCAUUAUCCAAACAAUCAAACAGUAUUCGUAUUAUUCAUACAAACCACGAUAUUUAAAAAACGAACAAAAAAAAGGAGAGUAAUUUGAUUCACCCAUAUGGUGGCAUGUUGCUUCUUGUGCCAAGUGGCCGACGCCGUCGUCGAGAUGAGCCGCUCCUCUCCGGUCACCCGAAUAUCAUCGUCAUCAGCAUCUAUAGCUUCCCAGUUUUGCCCCUCUAAGCCAUCCCAGUUCUUGGGUGGUAUUACCAAGCUCUACGGGUUCGGGUUCGAGUUACAGAGGAAGAAGAACUGGUUGAAGAGGCGGCUUAAGUUCGUUGUCAGUGCGGAGCUCUCGAAGGCUUUCUCCAUCAGCUUUGGGUUGGACUCUCAGACCUUCCACUCUCAUGACCUCUCACAGGUGCCUUGGUUUGGUCCAGUUCCUGGGGAUAUUGCAGAGGUUGAGGCUUAUUGUAGAAUCUUCAGAACUGCUGAGCGGCUUCAUGGUGCACUAAUGGACACAUUGUGCAAUCCGUUGACUGGCGAAUGUAGCGUGUCAUAUGAUUUCUCAUCUGAGGAAAAACCAGUAUUGGAAGAUAAAAUAGUCUCUGUGCUUGGUUGCAUGCUCUCCCUCCUUAACAAAGGGAGAGAGGAUGUCCUUUCUGGAAGACCUACGAAUGAAAAUUUCUUUCAGAUUGGAGAUGUAAGCUCAGUGGAAGAUAAGGUUCCUCCACUUGCCAUUUUCAGGAGUGAGAUGAAGAGGUGUUGUGAGAGCUUGCACAUUGCUCUUGAAAACUAUUUGACGCCCAAUGAUGAUCGAAGCCUGAAUGUAUGGAGGAAACUUCAGAGAAUGAAGAAUGUCUGCUAUGAUUCUGGCUUUCCUCGUGGGGAGGAUUACCCAUGCCAUACACUGCUUGCAAAUUGGAAUGCUGUUUAUUUUUCCACUUCUAAAGAAGAGAUAGGGUCCAAAGAUUCUGAGGUAGCUUUUUGGAGGGGUGGCCAAGUAACAGAAGAAGGUCUGAAGUGGCUGGUGAAGAAAGGAUAUAAAACUAUUGUAGAUCUUAGAGCAGAGACUGUAAAGGAUAACUUUUAUCUAGCAGCCAUAAAUGAUGCUGUUUUGUCUGAGAAAAUUGAACUGGUCAAAAUUCCUGUUGAAGUUGGCACUGCACCUUCAAUGGAGCAGGUUGAGAAGUUUGCAUCUCUAGUUUCAGAUGGCAGCAAAAAGCCCAUAUAUCUUCACAGUAAGGAAGGAGUAUGGAGAACUUCUGCCAUGGUCUCUAGAUGGAGGCAGUAUAUGACUCGCUGUUAUAUGACUCGCUGUGUCUCUAGUCAAUCAGUUGCUCCCAAUGACAGGUUCUUACGAGAUGCAAAUGAAAUGGGAAAAAUGAAGGAGUCUUCCAUUAUUGAAGAAAGCUCCCUCCUGGAAAAGGAGAAUGAGUCACUACAAGAGUCUUUGGGUACAUUUCAUAGUUUAAAUGGAGUAUCCCAUGAAAAGCUCUCUCCAUACAAGGGUAAAAAAAAUCAAAGCAGUAAUGGGGCCCACAACAACUUUGUUUCUGCCCAAGGUAUGACAUCAGUAGAAUUAGUUGAUAAUGGAGUAGGAUCUCUGGCAAACUUCAGCAUGGAAACUGACCCUCUGAAGGCCCAGGUUCCUUCAUGCGAUGUUUUCUCAAAAAAAGAAAUGUCUAGGUUUCUCAAGAGUAGAAAGAUCUCACCUUCUAUUUAUUUCAAUUAUCAAUUGAAAAGGUUGGAAAUAUUGCCAGUUUCUAGAGACAUGCAUACUAGGACAAUGCGUAAAGCUGAUGGAGUUGGUACUGAUGCUGUACCACUGCCUCUGGAGUCAGGAAGUUCCGGUGGGUUACUUAAUGGGAAAAAUCUAUCCCCAGAGAUCCAGAAAUCACCUGCUGAAUAUGGGAAGUAUUUGAAUAGUGAUAUUUUGGAUUCUGUUGGUCCAGUUGUGAAUGGACUGGGCCAAGGGGAAAGGUCUUCUGUGAUGACAGAAACGAAUGCAUCUACGAUUUUGACUAAUGAGUUCAAUGGGCAUAUGCAAUCCAAAUCUGUUCUGGAGGAUCAUAAGAGCAGUGGUGGAGCUGCCUUAGUUUCUGCUAAAGAUGACGUGGAGCCCAUUGACGGUAAUAUGUGUGCUUCUGCCACUGGUGUUGUAAGGGUGCAGUCAAGAAGGAAAGCAGAGAUGUUUUUAGUUCGGACUGAUGGAUUCUCUUGUACCAGAGAAAAGGUGACAGAAUCCUCCUUGGCCUUCACUCAUCCUAGUACACAGCAGCAGAUGCUUAUGUGGAAAUCGACACCAAAGACUGUAUUGUUGUUGAAGAAACUAGGGCAAGAGCUCAUGGAACAAGCUAAAGAGGUGGCCUCUUUCUUGUAUUACCAAGAGCAGAUGAACGUUCUUGUGGAACCUGAUGUGCAUGACAUAUUUGCUAGAAUCCCAGGGUUUGGAUUUGUUCAGACCUUUUAUAUUCAAGACACCAGUGAUCUGCAUGAGAGGGUUGAUUUAGUGGCAUGCUUGGGGGGAGAUGGGGUUAUACUCCAUGCAUCGAAUUUAUUUAGAGGUGCUGUGCCCCCUGUUGUGUCAUUUAAUCUUGGAUCUCUUGGAUUUCUGACUUCCCAUACUUUUGAAGGCUAUAAGCAAGACUUAAGACAGGUCAUCCAUGGAAACAACACUCUGGAUGGUGUCUAUAUAACUCUUAGAAUGCGUCUUCGAUGUGAGAUUUUUCGAAAUGGUAAAGCAGUGCCUGGGAAAGUAUUUGAUGUUUUAAAUGAGGUUGUUGUUGAUCGGGGUUCUAAUCCAUACCUUUCUAAAAUUGAAUGCUACGAACAUGACCGGCUCAUAACCAAGGUGCAAGGUGAUGGAGUCAUUGUAGCCACACCUACAGGAAGCACUGCUUACUCCACAGCUGCGGGAGGUUCCAUGGUGCAUCCAAAUGUUCCUUGCAUGCUGUUCACACCAAUCUGCCCACACUCCCUUUCAUUUAGACCAGUUAUACUUCCGGAUUCUGCAAGGCUGGAAUUGAAGAUUCCAGAGGAUGCUAGAAGCAAUGCAUGGGUUUCUUUUGAUGGGAAGAGAAGGCAGCAACUCUCAAGAGGAGAUUCUGUACGAAUAUAUAUGAGCCAACACCCACUUCCAACAGUCAACAAGUCUGACCAGACAGGUGAUUGGUUUCGCAGCUUGAUUCGCUGUCUAAAUUGGAAUGAGAGGCUAGAUCAAAAGGCCCUUUGAAGCCUUUGAAACUUCCAUCCAAGAUUGAGGUUCAUGAAAAUUACUGUACAUAUUAUAAAUUGAAUUACAGAAAAUUUUAAGACACAAAUUGUAAAUACGGUUCAUUUGCAUAUUGGCUCCUACAUGAAGAUAAGAGCUUGCCAAUUUUCCCCCAUUUUAUUUCUUCUUCUCAACAUGACGAGAUAUAAUUGUAUACUGUCAUCUAUUACACAGCAAUAAAGAUAUAAUCUUAUAGCUCACUAUA
Molecule: messenger RNA, 3629 nt
Organism: Corylus avellana
Lineage: Eukaryota; Viridiplantae; Streptophyta; Magnoliopsida; Fagales; Betulaceae
Source: RefSeq, a predicted model, not a curated record